UCCUUUUCAACGUGCAACUACAAGAUGUCACGCAAUACCCCUCUCGAUCACUUGCAGGAGCGUCUGGUCUGCACAGCAUCACUUCUGGGGUCUUGUCCCCGCAUCUACAGUACAGUACCACUUUGGCACUCGCCAUACCUACUCAUCAAUCCAGCGAAAACCCCUGCAACAGUUGUCCGCCAGCUAGCGCCUCUCCAAUAGAGAGUCCAAUCGUAUAACCUUCCAACUUGGGGUCGACAGUCACUCUAACCUUGAAUACCAUAUGAGGCGUGCCCCUCGGCUAUACCGGAAAGGCCCAAGCGUCGUGCAACCAAGCCCCCGGUCAUCCUCGCCACACUUAAAUCUUACCACUUGCCUUAGCGUUGGAGGGGGAUGGCGGGGAUCG
This is a messenger RNA of Aspergillus aculeatus ATCC 16872, 385 nucleotides long. RefSeq lists its product as uncharacterized. Lineage: Eukaryota; Fungi; Ascomycota; Eurotiomycetes; Eurotiales; Aspergillaceae. The record is from RefSeq and is a predicted model, not a curated record. The coding region runs from base 25 to 201 and encodes 58 amino acids. The transcript is spliced from 3 exons.